GGAAGGCUGGUGCUGGGAUGCUGUCAUGUGACUUGCCAGCUGGAGUGCCCCGCCCUCGCUCCCCAGGGCUCUGUCCCAGAGCCAUCUCUCAAGUCCCUGGGCUCCUGGUUACUGUUCUUGCUUCUCUCAGGACAGGAAAAUAAAAAUCUGGACAUGGAAGAACUCUCGAGGGAGAAGGAAGCAAUGCCUUCGAUGCAAGGACAGAGGGAAAAGGGUAAAGCGCCACAGGAGGACGGACAGACAGAAGUAGCCUUUUCUCUGGGAGACAAAGAAAUGUCAGAAAACCAGGCAAAGGCAGGAGAUGAGGGGAUGCUGCCAAAGCGCCAGGAGCAGCCAGAGCCUGAGAGAAAAGCAAAACAGGAAGGAAGACCAGAGAGCCAGGCAAAGCCAGAAAGUAAAGGAAGCUCUGCAGGAAAGCGCCCAGCUGAGGACCACCUGCCCAGAAAAGCCAAAAGAAAAACCAACAAGGGGCUGGCCCAUUGCCUCAAGGAGUAUAAAGAGGCCAUCCACGAUAUGCACUUCAGCAAUGAGGACAUGAUUAGAGAAUUUGACAACAUGGCAAGGGUCAAGGAGGAUGAGAGGAAGAACAAGCAGAAGAUGGGGCGGAUCUUUUGGAUGCAAAGAAGUUUGCAGGACCCCUUCUACCCAAGGGGCCCGAGGGAAUUCAGGGGUGGCUGCAGGGCCCCGCGAAGGGACACUGAAGACAUCCCUUAUGUUUAGUUCCCGGGCAGCAUCUGCUGCGCAGAGUGCUCUAACUUAUGCUGCUGCUUCGAUUUAGGCUUUCCUCCUGAUAGCUGCAGCCUGUUUGACCCUUCUGCCUGCCAUGUUCAGAUUCCAGUGUAGUCUGUUUCCCCUCACUGCGUGGAAAAAGUAAUACUCAGAGUGUGUUGUCAAAUUCAAGGACAUGAGCCUCAGAACCCUCUAUGUGGCAUCAGCCUACUUCUGUGAAACUGCAACAGAUAGUAAUGUACACCGAGCAAACAAGUCUGAAAAUUACUUGUGUGGUUCUUUUUGGUUUUGUCAAUAGUUUAUUGUCUCCUAAGAUGGCUGCUCCUUCUGGGCAUAAGAUACAGGAGUUGGGAACUAGCCCUAAGCAGUCAGAACACUGUGCAUGUGGGAAGUGGAGUCCUUGCAGUAAAAUAGGAGGCAAUGUUUGUAUUACUCCUGGAGCUCCAUGGUGGAAGAAUCAAUCUCUCCUUUAGUGCUGUAAGGCAGAGCCUUGCCAUCUGUGAAAUGGGGAUAAAUCUUACCAUGCAAGGUUGUGGAGAGGAGUGUAGGAAGCAGUGAGAAUGUGAACGGCCAUGGUUUGCUCCUUGCCUCCUUCCCUGCACUAAGAACUCUGGAACUUGGUUAGACACUUGUGGCUGGGCUAAGAGAGGUCUCCACUUUGCUCAGGAGUAAGUCCGGAUAACUGCGAGUCCAUGCCAUGUCUCCCUGGUCCUAUGCCUCUUGUCACAGUUCCUCCCUCCUCUGGGGACACUGUGGUGACCUGGAGGCUCUGCAUGAGAAAGGAAUCCUUUAGCCCAACCACAGGGUAGAGACUCCCAAUCUGACUCCAAUAAAAUUAUCUUCCCCUCGUU
Messenger RNA from Peromyscus californicus insignis, 1580 nucleotides. Its product is annotated as transcription elongation factor A protein-like 4. Lineage: Eukaryota; Metazoa; Chordata; Mammalia; Rodentia; Cricetidae. The record is from RefSeq and is a predicted model, not a curated record. The transcript is spliced from 2 exons. Bases 154 to 720 code for a protein of 188 amino acids.